AUGCUCUGCUGCGCGCGAGGUGAGGUACCGCAAGGCAAGGCGCACCACCUGGCAACCGAAACCGAGGCGGUGGUAAAUUUAGGCCCAGUACCUACGGAUAGUGGUAGCACGGCGGCGGUGCUGCCCGCCCGCGCCGAAGCUACCGAUGAUCAGACAGGUCGCCGGCAGAUUGCCAGAAAGCCCUAUUUCGAGCUUCACAAGUCAUUCUCAGCUGGACGUUCAUCGUCCAAGGACUCUGCAAAGUAUUUUAGCCAUCGGGGGGGCACAAUGUCGUCAUCAACAACAGCCACCAAAGUCACUGCCACGCGAGGCGGCAGUGACGCUGGAGCCGUCCAGCAGUCCACCAUUUACAAGUUUGUAAUGACGCCCAUCAUCCUCGUCUCCUUCCUGCUCUCCCUGGCCUGGGUAGACCUCACCUACACUAUCAGGAGGUCAAAAAACCACGGCCGGCAGGGCUGGAUGCCUUCCUGGCUGCACAGCAUCCUCUACCGGAGAUCACAGUACCGCUACGCAGAAGCCAAGGACUCAAAAACAACGACGCCAACGACGACACCGAGUCCCAAGGACGAAAAGGAGGAGUUUUACUACCACAGUAAACAGAAGAAGCUGCUGCGCGCGGAAGUCGACGAUGCGUUCCAGCUGAGAGGUCAAGUUCUCGUCGUGAUGGCGCUCGUGUUACUCACGGCGUCGCUGGCUUUUGCGUGGGGUGGCUGGCAGAUCUCCAGCUGGGUGUGGAGGAGGUUUGGCGAGAGGGCUUCCAAUAUUUGA
Messenger RNA from Colletotrichum lupini, 768 nucleotides. RefSeq lists its product as uncharacterized. The coding region runs from base 1 to 768 and encodes 255 amino acids. NCBI's taxonomy places the organism in Eukaryota, Fungi, Ascomycota, Sordariomycetes, Glomerellales, Glomerellaceae. The transcript has 4 exons. The record is from RefSeq and is a predicted model, not a curated record.